UGACCACCUUUCUUUGUUCUUGAAUAUUCUUGAUAUCAUUCCCUCUGUAAGGAACAAGGAAUAAGAGCAAGAGUGGCAUUGUAAAGAGGAUAUUCUUGCCAUCUUCAAUGUCCUUUCCUUUUCCCAGAACUUGGCUGAACAGAUUUUGAGGUUAUCAAACAAAGAACUUCAAAAAGAUGGCUUUUUGACAGAUGGGUAUCUCCAAAACACCCAUUUACUUCAUGAUUAAGGCUUAUUAUCAAAGUAACCAUUUGGGUUUGUGUGGGGAAGUUGAUGAAGAAGAAGAACAACAUGCCUUGCUUCUGAAUGGAGUUGAGUGCAAAGAAAGAAGGCAUUUCCUUUGCUUUCUUGCUUAUAAACUUCAGAAACAACACUGUUCAGAAGAUGAUAAGCCAGAGAUUUCAGGAGAUGGGAACUAGUCAAAGAAGAGUGAGUUUUUCUGAACCAGGACAACAUAAGAAAGAUGCUUCCAUCAAACCAAGAGAUGGAAUUCCACAGCCAAGAACAAGAUCCUUCAAAGAGGAUAAAAAGGAGUCCAAAGGGUUACAAUGGCAUUUUUCAAACCAAAUGAAAGAAGAUUAUGAUUCAAGGGACAUAGAGUUUGCCACUGCAGUGGCAUCAGCUGCAUUUGCAAUUCGCUCACACGAAGAAGCAGAGUUACAAUACCAGAUAAAGAAGAAGGAAAGCCAAGAAACCCCAAUGACAAAGGUUAAAAGCAGAAAAGAUGAGACGGCUGCAUUAGCUUCAAGCAUAACAAGGCGAUUGUCUAACAAAGAAACGAGCAAUCCUGGUCAAUCUUCAAUAAAGAAGCCAAUGGGAAACGAAAAGAAGGACUCAGUGACGGGAAUUCCUUUACCGCCACCGAGACGAAGCCUUGUACCAACCAAAGCAGAUGUAUGGGAGAGAAAUAAGAUGGAGAAGAUCAGAAAAAGGUAUCAAAAGAGCAAAUCUUCAGUCCUUGACUGGGAGAACGAGAAAAAGUUGCUUGCAAAACUUCAUAUGGAAAAGGAAAAGGCUGAACUGGAGCGCAAAAAGUCGGUGUUUUCGCGAUAUUACCAGGAAAAAAUAGUACAAAUUGAUCGGAUCGCGGGGGGAGCAAAGACGCAACUAGAAGAGAAAAGAAGAAAGGAAGAGAAUAAAGCAAGAGAUACAGCCAACAGAAUCCGAUCGACCGGAAGACUUCCAGUCACUUGCUUCUGCUUCCAGUGUCACUAAGAAUGAGAUUUCACCUUGUUAAGACAGAAGCAUCAAAUCAUGACUCCUGUUUACUUACAUUUCACUUAAACUAAUUUCAGUCCAAAAUCAAUAUCAAGUCAUUGUAAUCUUAGAACCACGGUCUCUGCGUAAUACCGACUCAAAGGUUGUGUGCUUGAAUCUUAAAGUUUAAUAAGAAAAACCCUUGUUGUAUCAA
Cucurbita moschata (crookneck pumpkin) is the source of this 1411-nucleotide messenger RNA. RefSeq lists its product as uncharacterized. NCBI's taxonomy places the organism in Eukaryota, Viridiplantae, Streptophyta, Magnoliopsida, Cucurbitales, Cucurbitaceae. The transcript is spliced from 5 exons. The coding region runs from base 307 to 1215 and encodes 302 amino acids. The record is from RefSeq and is a predicted model, not a curated record.